Dunckerocampus dactyliophorus (ringed pipefish) is the source of this 2865-nucleotide messenger RNA. It is a transcript of the gene fdx2, whose product is annotated as ferredoxin 2. Gene Ontology annotation, molecular function: 2 iron, 2 sulfur cluster binding. The transcript is spliced from 5 exons. The coding region runs from base 1 to 582 and encodes 193 amino acids. The record is from RefSeq and is a predicted model, not a curated record. NCBI's taxonomy places the organism in Eukaryota, Metazoa, Chordata, Actinopteri, Syngnathiformes, Syngnathidae. Gene Ontology annotation, cellular component: mitochondrion. Gene Ontology annotation, biological process: P450-containing electron transport chain; positive regulation of oxidoreductase activity.
AUGGCGGCCUCCGCUGCAGUUCGCUCCAGCAUGGGGCUGACUUUGAGACUUUCGCGAGGUAUACCAGACUGUAUCACAUAUCCCCUUUCCAGGUUAAAGACCUGUAUGUCUUAUUUAAAAAGGAAAAACUCCGCGGAUGGUUUCCGCACCACCAAUCGAUACUUACAGACGAGUAUAGGUUUGUACCACAGCGAGGAGAACAGUUCCGAUGAAGACAACGCAGAAGACGUGGUUAAUGUGGUGUAUAUAGACCGGUCCGGCCAGAGGAUCCCAAUUAAAGCCAAAGUGGGAGACAAUGUUUUGUAUUUGGCUCACAAGAAUGGAAUAGAACUCGAAGGGGCAUGUGAGGCAUCCCUGGCCUGUUCAACAUGCCAUGUGUAUAUAAGCGCCGACCAUCUUGACACACUGCCCGAACCCCUCGAGAGGGAGGAUGACAUGCUGGACAUGGCGCCCAUGCUCCAGGAAAACUCCCGGCUGGGAUGUCAGAUCAUUCUCACUCCAGAGCAGGAGGGCAUGGAGAUAACUUUACCCAAAGUUACUAGGAACUUCUAUGUGGACGGCCAUGUUCCCACACCUCAUUGAGAAGACUAGGAAAAGGCGGGAUCACUACAAACUAGACGCCAUGCAUAAGGAAGGAAAUGCAUGGCUUUUGGGAAGUCCGUAGCAACUCCCCCUGAAGACCCUGACUAACAAAUUAAGUGUUUAUGAGGUGGGGCCGCAGAUGAGAUCAGGCAGUCGGACUCUCUCAGACCACAAUGAAAUCAAUGGUUACAUCUAAAACCUGCCUAUUUAUUUAUGUGCAAGGUCCUCAGGCAAGCUCAAUCGCACAAUGUUCUUUGUUAAAACAAGAUUUCUGAGUCCACCUUUUACAAGGGAGUAUCAGGACCACACUGAAAAGGAAAAAAAUAGUACAAAAUAGUACAAAUACUUGUAUGUGGUAAAGUUAUAGGAAUUAAAUAAUGUUAUGAGGCGAGAAUAAAGCCAAAAUACAGUAGACCGAGAGGCUAAAGCUUCUUCCUGCUGGAAAAUGUUAAGUGAAUUACUUAUGAGACAGCGCCCUCUGCUGGAUUCAUAGAAGCAUCUCACAUUUUCCCCUGCAGAUCAAAACACUUUCUAUUUAUGUUACCAUUAAAAAAAAUAAUUUGUCACAAUUUCAAGCAGGGAAAUAAUUAGCAAAUAUGCAUGGGAGCAAAUGCCAAACCGCAACAAGGCAGGCAGGAAUCUUUUGUAUUACGAGAAAAACAUUGUCAUAUGAGGAGAAAAAGUAAAUGUCCGAAUACCUACACAAACGCAAAAGCAUCAGAUGCUGUUCUCUGGAGCAGUGGUUCUUUGUAGUCACAACCUCCUUUAAGGAUGCUGUGAAAGUGAUGGACCCCCUUCCCCAGAAAUAUUCACAUAAAACAACUUUACAAUGUGUAUAAUGUACUUUACCAAGAUUUAAUGGUCUCGUGCAUAUGUUAUAUACACAAUAAAAAAAUGAGGGUCAUUCUUUAUAAUCAUGAAAUUGUCCAUUUUUAAAGGCUACUUUGGCUCUCAAACUACUAAUGUAAGUGUUGUGAGAGUUAAUAUUACAACUAUAUUCUUCAAAUUCUAGCACUUUGUCUUUUUUUAUUUUCAGUGUGGCCCUAUAAAUACUCCUUUUUUAUGCUGAAUGGAACAUUCCAUGUUACAGCUCAUACGCACAACUAUCGCUACACAAUGCUCUUUAUCAUUUCACUGUCACAACCUUUAUCAUCACGUUUCACUUGUCAAAUAUGAACUAAUAUUGCGCAUUUCUUUUAUAUUUGUAGUGCUUGUGGCUGCUGUCAAUGGAGUCCAACUCCUGAAUCACUAUAGACAUUUCAAAACACAUCCGAGUGGAAGUGUAAAGUCAAAACUUGCUCACAUUAUAAGGAGACUUUUCUGAGCGGUCAGCGCAAAUGAAGGUUUUGUUAAUAUACAGGUGGUCUUCGGGUUGCAAACGGCUUCCGUUGCUACAUAUUUUAGUGUAAGUCGGAAGUCAUACCUAAAUGAACACUUAAAUCCCUCAUGUUGCACACAGAACACAUGGACAUAAAAUACAGUAAUUUAAUGAAACAGUCAUUUUUUAAUAAAGAACAAAAACUGUCGCUCUCAUAGGAGCAAAUCCUUUAACAUACUCAAGAAUACUGUAGCAACUUGGCAGUUAUGUGUAAUGUUUAAGAGUUUUGCGAUUUCUGACACUGAAGUCGUGAAUGUGGCAUGAGUCCUGACUGUGUGCGUGUGGGCCGAGGAGGCUGGCUGCGUGCAGAGAAGACGGUUGAUUUUGCUGAGGUUGUUUUGGCGUGGUUCGGCCAACAGUAGCCUCUUUUGUUUUUGCAGUAAGGAGAUUGUCAGACCACCUCCUCUAGUAGACGUUACAAUAUGAUUUAUGCUUAGCGAUGGUCGCGUGCGGUCGAGCGGUUUAGUCAAGUGCGGCCAAUACUGAGCACAUUGUGUAUUCUUCUGCGGCGUGCUGUAGCUAGUUUUCGAACGAGUGACUUGUUUACAGACCAGAAUUAAGUUUUGAAUUAAUUUACGGGAGCACAUUCGUAAUCACAAAACAUCGUAACGCGGAACAAUGUAAACCGAGGACCACCUGUAAUGUGGUUCAGAGCAGCUCCAUGUUAGCAUUGCCACAUCAAACCCAUUUAUUUAAUUCUACUGUACCUGUUCAACUUACGCACACAUGUAAGUCACUUAUAUAUGUCAUAAUGUGUCCUUAAAAUGGCAAGUAUUUAAAAUUGUGCAAUAAAGUACAUUUUAAAGCUGUUUGAAUACCAUUUUUCUCACCUUGAAUACAUGAUGUUAUUUUGCCCAACAGUUCUACGUUGUUAUACAAAUAAAUAUAUACUUUUUUUUGUCUUG